UUCAUUGCAGUGCCGACGUCCACCUGGAAGGUGAAACUCGGGGAAAACGCAUGUUUCCUCAGUUUCCGGAUGAUCAGUGUAGCCUUCCUAAAAGAAAGAAAAUGGAAACCUGAAACGCACUUAGCUUAACAGUCUAGCGCUUUGUGAUAAUAUAAGAACAAUUUGGAGGUAAGAUUACCGACAACAUCGAACAGCAACUGGAUCUUGUUGAAGGUUGGAGAUCAUCCCUUAACCUCCCUUCUGAAUCAAUGGAAGGGUCUGACAGUUUAGAGCAAAAUGGCAGUGACCAGCCAGAGUCACAGCGCAGAAGGCAGCUGGACCGCCUGGACAGGGAAGAGGCCUUCUACCAGUUUGUUAACAAUCUCAGUGAUGAGGACUAUCGUCUCAUGAGAGACAACAAUCUUUUGGGCACCCCAGGAGAGGUAACAGAGGAUGAGCUGUUUAGUAGACUACAGCAAAUCAAGGAUGGUCCAGAACAGCAGAAUAACAGUACUAGUGCCCCCAGUACUGAAAGUGGAGAAGAUCCAGUUGAACCACCAGAAAACACUGAGGAUCCUGCCAAUGGGGAUAGUCUCUUAGACUGGUUAAAUACAGUGAGGCGUACAGGCAACACAACUAGAACUGGUCAUCGUGGAAACCAGUCAUGGCGAGCUGUAAGCCAGACCAACCCAAACAGUGGCGAUUUUCGCUUUAGCCUGGAAAUCAGCGUGAAUCGCAACCUGGCUGAACAGCAGGCUGCUGCUGAAGGUGAGCAGGAGUCUCCCCAGGAGUCUCCAGAGGGUCAAGAAGGGGUAGCAAGUGCUGAACCACAGGAGGCAAUUGCUGAACCACAGGAGGCAAUUGCUGAACCACAGGUGGAAAAUGCGGAACCAGAGGUGGAAAAUGCUGAACCAGAGGUGGAAAAUGCUGAACCAGAAGUGGAAAAUGCUGAACCAGAGGUGCCCAUGGAUACGGAAGUGGUAGAAGAACCAGUUAUAGAGGAGUUGGCUGUCACAGUGGAGCAAGAACCAGAGCCUGAAUUAGAAGAAGUUGUUUCACAAGAGAUUUUAGGAGAACCUCCCAGCUCACCUGCCGCCCUGCCGGUACAACCCCCACUUUCUCCUUCUCCACGCAGAGGACAAAGACGAGCCCGCAGCCGCAGUCCAGAACCACGCAGGACUAGGGCCCGUACAGCCAGGAGCCGUUCCCCUCUCAACCUGGAUCAGCUGGAUGGUCUCCCUAAUCCACGUCAUGCACACAGCUCUCAAAGCAUGAACUCUGCCACCAUUGCUCCCCCUGUGUCUCAAGUAGAGGGCAGUUCUCGGACUCGACAACAUGUUCUUUCUAGGCAAAGCGCUGCUGACAGUGAUGUUCAGCCAUCUAGGGCUAGUGCAGAAACGGUCCCAGAGGUCCAAAAUAUGGGACCUCAAGAAGGAGAAGCUGCUGGGGGUGAAGGGGGUGCAGCGGGGCGCCGCCCCCCUACUAUUAUGCUUGAUCUCCAGGUGCGUCGUGUGCGUCCCGGCGAAUAUCGCCAAAGAGACAGCAUUGCUAGCCGCACCCGCUCGCGAUCCCAGAACUCAAACAACACAUUUCUUUAUGAGAGUGAGCGUGGUGGAUUUCGUAGGACUUUCUCACGCUCUGAACGUGCUGGUGUGAGGACCUACGUCAGCACAAUACGAAUCCCUAUACGAAGAAUCUCUGAUGCAGGUUUGGGAGAGGCAACCUCAAUGGCUCUUCAAUCUAUGAUUAGACAGAUCAUGACUGGUUUUGGUGAACUUGGCUACCUCAUGGAUUCAGACUCUGAUUCUUCAGAUUCAAACCGUGGUGCCAACACACCUGCGGAUCUGGCUGAAGCCCUCAACAACCCAGAUGCUGCUACUCCUCCUGCUGCUGCUUCUGCUCCUGUUGCCGAUGUUGUUGAACCACCUCUGGCUGCAGGAGUUAGAGCAAGGACAGCAGAGGCUGAUAUUGACGAGGGCCUUGCUACUGCUCCACCUGCUUCAGGUGGCAGGGCUCGACCUAGACCACCUAUAAGCCUAGAGGAGCCCAGCACGCUGCCCUUCCUGCGGCUUGCCCACUUCUUCCUCCUAAAUGAUGACGAUGAGGACCAGCCCCAAGGGCUGACUAAAGAGCAGAUUGACAACCUCUCAAUGCGCAACUUUGGUGAGACUGAUGCCUUGAAAACUUGCAGUGUCUGCAUAACAGAAUACGCUGAAGGUAACAAGCUACGAAAGCUGCCCUGCUCUCAUGAGUACCACGUGCACUGCAUUGAUCGCUGGCUAUCCGAAAACUCUACUUGUCCCAUCUGCCGCAGGGCUGUCUUGAUAUCGGCCAACCGAGAGAGCGUGGUGUAGCUUAUUAAAAACUGCAGGCCUUUUGUCUCAACCUAAGUAAUCUAAUAUCCCAAGUCCCUAAGAGGUUUUGAGGAAAUGUGUCUCCACUGUUGAAAUGUAUUUCUUUCAUACCAUUUGUGAGUUUGAUCAUAAUGCAGUCAGGUUUGAUUUGCGGUGCUCCAUACAAUGACAUUGGGACAAGUUCAGUCUUUAGUAAGACAUUUAUUAUUGCAGUCCAAAGUUAGGCACAAGCAAUGCAUGCUGUUUGAAUUAACCUGUAGUGACCAAGGAGCUUGUUGCAUGGCGUCAAGCCAUGUACAUAAGCAGGCCGGUAUCUCUCAAAGAAUUUCCUGUUUAUAAAUGCUGCACACCUGCAGGUAGAGCAGGUACAUCUGCUAUUUUGUAUUAACUCCUAAAUGGCGCCUUAUAUACCGGAAGUUGGGCAUUGGUACAGUUCUUAGUUACACCAGUUCAAAGUAUUAGCUGUAAAUAAGCUUGUAAAAAAUAUUUUGGAUCAUACUUUGUAUCAGUGAAUUGGUUUUGAAUUGUAGAUUAUCUCAUAUAAAGAUUAGGGUCACGUUGACUGCAAUUACUCUCUAUCAGAGAAUCCCUAAAUUUUCUGUUAAACAAAUAGGUGGUAUCAGCGUACACAGUCCCAAGGAGGUUGGACAUUAAUUGGUUUGCAAAAUACUAGUGACUUGUACUCCCUUUUUGUACACCUAAAAAGAAACAAAGUACCAUUUUGGGGUAGCAUUUACCAUGAAAAAUCUGUGUGAAUUGUUUAAAAUCAAGUUUUCGGCAUGUGAAUUUUUCCACCUCAUAAUAUACUGACAGGCAUGAUGUUAAACAUAUGAAUAUACUUUUUUUUCCUUUUUUUUCCCAAGUGUAAAAUGACGUUUACUCAUUUUGUCCUGCCAUCCAUUAGCUAUUGGUCUUAUUCUUUAUUUUUCUACUAACAUAAUGGAUUGUCUUUAAUUAUUGACUGAUGAAUAACAUUCUCUAAGCUGAUAUCAGCAUGGAUUGAAAUGAUCAGAAAUUGACUUAAAAUUAAAUGUCAACCCAAGCCAGAAUAGAUCUGUUUACCUGGAGGUUUACAUCAAGGUACAAGUGACAAAUUAAGUUAUUAAUCCAAAGGUUUGAGUGUCAAAUAUUAACCAAGUCUGAAAAAUUCACAUUAUUAUUGUCCUCUCUUAGUAAGGCUCCAGUAGAAAGUCAAGAUGCUCGCCUACUGUGCCCUCCUUCGGCCCCUUGAGCAGAUGCUCCAUAUCAGUGUGCAAUACAUGCUAAAGUGAAAGUAGGGAAAUACAAACAAUGAUAUAAAUGUAUGCUAUUGUUAAAAAGCAGGUGUUAAUGGCUAAAAUCUUAAAUGAAGACUUAUUACGUUUUUUAAAAUGUGUUGAAGUUAUUUUAUUUAGAAGUUCUGUAGGUUUUAAUAGCACUGUUGAUGAACAGGAAUGUUGGCUAAGGGAAGAAAUGGGCAUCACUAUCAAUGCCAUCCUGUCAUGUUUCUUGUUCUACCGGUUGAUGUCUCUCCCCUGAUUAUUCCCUUUGUGGGAUAUAAAAGUUUGAAUGCGAGACGUUGUCAUUGUUGAAUACCAUAAACAUGUAAAUGAAAUGUAUGUUUUCCUCUUAGGCCAUUCUUUAGUUGUGGCCUUGUUCUGUGUCACCCAGUGCAGUAUGGAACUGGGUGUUAAAUAAAACUAACCGCUGAAUUAAACAAGUUAAUGCUACAAAAUGCAUUGCUGGUAGGUAUUCUGUACACUCACGGUCAUUGUAUAAUUUUAUUCUGCAUUCAGGUGCACACCUUAUUAGUGAUCAUUACGUCUAUUAUAUGUUAAACAUAUUAAAUUUACAUUUA
Molecule: messenger RNA, 4170 nt
Organism: Etheostoma cragini (Arkansas darter)
Lineage: Eukaryota; Metazoa; Chordata; Actinopteri; Perciformes; Percidae
Gene: rlim
Product: ring finger protein, LIM domain interacting
Exons: 4
Coding region: 249-2333 (694 amino acids)
Biological process (GO): protein ubiquitination; ubiquitin-dependent protein catabolic process; random inactivation of X chromosome
Cellular component (GO): cytoplasm; nucleoplasm
Molecular function (GO): ubiquitin protein ligase activity
Source: RefSeq, a predicted model, not a curated record